UGCGUUCACAAGUCCUCCUGUGAAACUUGACGCUUUCAGUACGCAGUAUUGCUCCUUCUUGCCCUCCAAUUCCCCAGCUAAAUGUUGCAGACGAGCAAGAGCAUCAACGACCAGACCACGUUAGGCAGUACAACCACAAUCAGUAUCCAUCGAUGCACAUUCGCAACCCGCCGCAGCCGGAUCGUCGUCCGUUCGACCCAUCACGCUUUGCAGAGAAUCCCACUCCUAUCGGACAGUCAAGCUCCUCCC
Molecule: messenger RNA, 249 nt
Organism: Baudoinia panamericana UAMH 10762
Lineage: Eukaryota; Fungi; Ascomycota; Dothideomycetes; Mycosphaerellales; Teratosphaeriaceae
Exons: 1
Source: RefSeq, a predicted model, not a curated record